Molecule: messenger RNA, 2528 nt
Organism: Hypanus sabinus (Atlantic stingray)
Lineage: Eukaryota; Metazoa; Chordata; Chondrichthyes; Myliobatiformes; Dasyatidae
Gene: casp9
Product: caspase 9, apoptosis-related cysteine peptidase
Exons: 9
Coding region: 59-1294 (411 amino acids)
Biological process (GO): regulation of apoptotic process; proteolysis
Molecular function (GO): cysteine-type endopeptidase activity
Source: RefSeq, a predicted model, not a curated record
CAGCCAUCUUGGGUGAGUCGGAACCCCGGAGAGCUCGGCGGUCGGGGGCUCCGCCAAGAUGGAAGAGAGUCGACGAAAGCUGCUGCAAAAGCACCGACUGAAGAUAGUGAACAACCUGCAACCUGAACUCCUUUAUGGCCGACUGGUGUUGAAAAAUAUUUUCACUGAGGACAUGAUCGAGGAAAUCAAGAGCUCGGGGACACGCAGAGACCAAGCCCGUCAGUUGAUAAUUGAUCUGCAGAGUCGUGGGACAAGAGCAUUUCCAGCUUUUCUGGAGAGUCUGGAAGAAACCAAACAACAUAAUCUUGCUAAUUUACUGAAAGAGGGGCUUCUGAUGCAGCCUAGCUCUUCCAUCUCUGUUACACCAAUCAAAAUAGCUGAAGGACAUAAACCAGCACAGCAAGUGACCCAGACUCCUCUCCCAAUCCAGUGUUCAGAUAUUGAUUUCCUGGUUCCAGGAAAACCAACCAACAAAGGACAAAAGUAUGACACGGCUUACAAAAUGAAUGCCAGUCCUCGAGGGUAUUGUUUGAUCAUCAACAAUGUGGACUUCUAUCCAGACAGCAAUUUAAAAAGCCGCCUGGGCUCUGACGUUGAUUCUCAAAACGUUGAAAAUCUCUUUGAGAAAUUGUGCUUUAAGGUUAUUGUUAAAAAAAAUUUGACCAAACAAUGUAUGUUGAACGAACUGGAAAGCCUGGCGCGUAAGGACCAUACAAAUCUUGAUUGUUGUGUUGUAGUUAUUCUUUCACAUGGCAGUCAGGCUCAACAUAGACAAUUUCCAGGUGCAAUAUAUGGAGUGGAUGGAAGAUUGCCCGUGGCAGUUCAGCACAUCGUCAGCUUCUUUGAUGGCUCGCACAGUCCAACGUUGCGUGAAAAGCCCAAAAUAUUCUUCCUUCAAGCUUGUGGUGGAGAUCAGAAAGACAAAGGAUUCCACACAAUGGAGGAAGUCGAUAGUGCUCCUGAUAAAUUCUCUGAAGCUACCAGUCUACAGACAGAUGCUACCCCUUUUCAAGGAGGGGAUGAGCCCGAUGCAGUAUCAAGCUUACCAACUCCCAGUGAUAUCUUAGUUUCAUACUCCACAUUCCCAGGCUAUGUGUCCUGGCGAGAUAAAAGAGAGGGAUCCUGGUACAUUAAAACAUUAGUGCGUGUUUUCAAUGAAUAUGCUCAUUCAGAAGAUCUACAGACAUUACUAACAAGGGUGACAAGAUGUAUUUCAGAAAAUGAAGAAGCUAACGGCAUGUUUAAGCAGAUUCCUGGUUCUUUCAACUUUCUUCGGAAACAUCUUUACUUUUAACAAGGAGAAUCACUUACUUUUUAGGACUCACAAAGUCCUAAAAAUGCACAAAGUUGUCUGGAUGUAAAAAAUUUUGUAAUAUUUCAAACCCAUCUCAGGACCUUGGUUUUAAAGGAAUAUUCUGAGCUCUGAUUAACUGCUAUCUUGAUUAUAUAUUUGUAUUGCAGCAAAAUAAUUUUGUUAAGUUUUUUUUUCUUAAGAAAAUGGAGGAUGUUAGAUGCAAAUUAAUUAUUGAAUGUAUUUUAACAUGUAGAUGACAGUUAUUUUGAUGAUUUCUAUACAUACCAUCUUUAUUACAUUUGUAUUAAAAUAUUGCCAAAAGAAUCUUACAUUUUCAGAGAAGAUAAGUAAUUAAAUUUUCUUUUCAAACGUUUUAGCUGUUCAGUUGGUGGGGUCACAGAUCCUAUUCUUGAAAUUUAUUUGCAAUCGUUCAUAACAUAUUACUGAAAGAGUAGUGUUGAACAGAGUAAAAUAGAAUCAAAUAGUUUUUUUUUCUUUAAACAAAUAAGGACCACAGAAGAUUAGUGAACCCAUAAGCAAUUAUGGACAAUUUGUCCCACUGUACUGCUUGGUCAAAAUGUGAACUGAAACUUUAUAUAAUACUUUGCCUUUCUGUGCCCUAAUCAAGAUGUGAGAAAUGGGAGUUUACUGGUGUUAACUAGGGUAGUAGUAAUGAUGGUCUCAGUCUCUUGAUGUUUGGAGAUAAAAGCUGGGUGAUGGAUCAUGGAUGCUGCCCAUAAACCUUGCCAGAACUUUGAUGAAGGUGGGAUGGAGUCCAGCUGUGAUAUUCCAUUAUUUGAACAGUAAGGCAUGAAAUAAAUAAACUAAAAAUGAGCAGAGCAUAAUUACCACCUAAUGAAACACUUUCUAUUAAUGUCUCAGAAGGAAGAGGUAAAGGGUUCAAUAAAAACAACGUGGAGGAGUUUGCAUCAGCACACAAUACCUAUAACUUCACACCACGCGGGUACAAAAGAAACAGACUAUUUUCAUGUGAAGGGAAAAUUGCACAUAUUUAUACCAGUAGUGACAUUCCCUCAAAUAACUUGUGGUAAAGUUUGCAGUUUCUAUGCUUCCUUCACUUCAUAAAGGACUCACAAAAGAUAUCCCUAUAGUCAAGAGCUCAUUCCACUAUUUUUUUUGUUUCACAUUUGUUGUGGAUUGGUUUUUUAAAAUGUUGUUAUUAAUAUAUCUUGUCUAAACAUUGUGGUAAAAUAAAUUUUAUUAUGAAUUUCAA